Molecule: messenger RNA, 829 nt
Organism: Penaeus indicus
Lineage: Eukaryota; Metazoa; Arthropoda; Malacostraca; Decapoda; Penaeidae
Exons: 5
Coding region: 410-814 (134 amino acids)
Source: RefSeq, a predicted model, not a curated record
GGAGCAAGUAAAGGCGAGUAGAUGAUGUGGUGGAAACGAGAGGAGUAUAUACAUACAUAUGAAAUAAUGGUGAAUAAUUGACGUUUUAUAGUAUGGUGCAAUGGAAAGAGGAGGAGGGUAACCAGUUCGCCAUUUAUGUAUUUUUUUCCCCUCGUGAAUACAAAUCGAAAUGAAACACAAAUAAUGUCAUGAGAAACCUACGGUAAUCUUGAUUAUAAGAUGAGCAUUAGAUCACUUUUAACCGCUAUAACAAGGAGAAAAUGGCCUUAUUGCACAACGUUUGGGCAAAUAUAAAGGCCGCGAGCAGGCAGCGGGGCCAGUGCGGCGCCGCCCACGGAGCGAGAGACAGUGGGCUGAUUGUCUGGGACUUUCAUUUAUUUCCUUCGAGGAGAGAGCCACAGCCACUGCCAUGUCUCCACUUCACGAAUGGGGGCUCUGGGGCUCCUGCCUUCAGGACAUAGAGCAGAAGGAGGUCGACCUGGUGUCCGUGAAGACUCACGUUGAGAUCCGAGGGUUUGUUGCCCAAGUGAGCGCCUCGGUUACCUAUCUCAACAGCUACAAGGAUCCCUUACAGGUGGCGUACAAGGUUCCUGUAGAUGAAGGAGCUGCUGUGUACAAGUUCGAGGCUCACCUGGAUGGGAGGACCAUCACUGCGCAUUGCCUGGAGAAGAAGGCAGCGGAAAAGGUGUACAAGGAUGCUGUUCAGGCUGGCCAGACUGCAGUGCUUGCCAGGGAAGACAGCCGUUCCAGUGAUGUUCUGAACCUACAGUUAGGAAAUCUUCCUCCAGGUAAAGGCAAAAAGCACUUUCAUUGAUCUUAUUGACUCCUU